AUGGACCCAAACAAAUGGACAGAUGCAACUGUUCAAAUGUUCAAAGAAUCACAAGAAAUAGCAUUUGAAAGAAAAAAUGCAUACAUUAUGCCAAUUCAUAUGAUGGAAGCAAUUGUUGAAGAAGAAUCAAAUAUUGUUAUCCGAAUAGUUGAAAUGAUGGGAGGUGAUGUUAAUAAAUUAAAGAAAGAAAUAAAAGAAACAAUGAAUAAAAUCGCAGUUCAAAAUCCACCACCAGUUGAUAUUGGACUUCAUCCAACAACACAACAAGUAUUAAGAAGAGCAAUAGAGAAACAAAAAAGAAUGGGAGACUCAUAUCUUGCAAUAGAUGUAAUUGUAAUGUCAUUAAUGGAAGAGAAAGAAAUUAGUACAAUAGUAGGAAAUAGUGGAAUUAAUGUGAAAGAAUUUAACAAAAAAAUAACAGAAAUGAGAAAAGGACAAAGUGUAGAAACAAAAGAAGCAGAAAGUCAAUAUGAAGCAUUAAAGAAAUAUGGAAAUGAUUUAACAGCACAAGCAGAAAGUGGAAAGAUGGAUCCAAUUAUUGGAAGAGAUGAAGAAAUUAAACGAGUUAUUCGUAUUUUAUCAA
This is a messenger RNA of Entamoeba dispar SAW760, 583 nucleotides long. Its product is annotated as chaperone Clpb, putative. Gene Ontology annotation, biological process: cellular response to heat. Gene Ontology annotation, molecular function: ATP hydrolysis activity. The record is from RefSeq and is a predicted model, not a curated record. Gene Ontology annotation, cellular component: cytoplasm. Lineage: Eukaryota; Evosea; Mastigamoebida; Endamoebidae. The annotation marks the transcript as partial. The transcript has a single exon.